GCAAAGCCUUUGUUUCAUUCCAAAGUUCUCUUUCUUUGUACAUUUCACCAUGGAACUCACUUUCAAUUUCCUUCUAACUCUUAAUUUCUUUAAUCCCAAUCACCAAACCUGCUUUCUUUUCACCCUCCUUGCCGCUUUUCUACUGAUUAUUUUUUAUGUCAAACUUUCUCGACGGCGCUUGCAGCUUCCACCAGGUCCUCACGGCGUCCCAUUGCUCGGGAAUUUGCCGUUUCUAGACCCAGAACUUCACACUUACUUCACAAAAUUGGGCAAAAAAUAUGGCUCAAUUGUGAAGCUGCAGUUGGGUAGAAAGAUUUGUAUAAUCGUCAAUUCACCAUCGGUGGCACAUGAGGUGUUAAAAGUCCAUGAUAUUACAUUUGCCAAUCGCGAUGUUCCCCAAGCAGGUCGAGUCGCAACGUAUGGCGGUUUUGACAUAACUUGGACCCCAUACGGACCCGAGUGGCGGAUGUUGAGAAAAGUUUGUGCUAUCAAGAUGCUUAGCAACGCUAGUUUGGACACUGUCUACGAGCUCCGCCGUAGAGAGGUUAGAAACACCGUGGCUCAGUUGUACCCGCGAGCCGGGUCGGUGGUGAAUGUGGGAGAGCAGGGUUUCUUGACGGUUUUCAACGUGAUUACGAGCAUGUUGUGGGGUGGGUCAACACUGGAAGGAAAUCAAAAGGAGGCCGUUGCGGCUGAGUUUAGGAAGAUGGUUUCGGACAUGACUGAGUUAGUAGCCAAGCCUAAUAUUUCUGACUUUUUUCCAUGCUUGGCAGGUUUGGAUCUCCAAGGAAUUGAGAAGCAAAUGCUUAAACUUGUUACGAAAUUGGACUCCAUCUUUGACAAGAUGAUUGAUGAACGAUUGAGAAAGGCGGAUGAGGAGGAAAAUAGGGAUAAAAAUGAUUUCUUGCAGUUCUUACUUAAAGUCAAAGAUGAAAGCGAUUCCAAAACACCUCUGACAAUGGUCCAACUUAAAGCCUUGCUAAUGGAUAUGGUUAUAGGUGGAACAGACACAUCCUCAAAUACCAUUGAAUUCGCAAUGGCAGAGAUAAUGAAAAACCCAAAAGUUGCAGAAAAAGCCAUGGAAGAACUAACUGUCGUUGUUGGAAAACAGAGCAUUGUAGAAGAGUCCCAUAUACAGAGUUUGCCAUAUCUGAAAGCCGUAAUGAAAGAAACCUUGCGUCUGCAUCCAAUUCUGCCGUUGCUUGCGCCGCACUGCCCGAGCCAAACCACCAUCAUCUCCAAUUACACAAUCCCAAAGGUCUCUCGAGUCUUCGUCAAUGUCUGGGCCAUUCAGCGAGACCCCAAUCACUGGGAGAAUCCAUUGGAAUUCGACCCAGAGAGGUUCUUGAAUGGUAAAUUUGAUAUCUAUGGGAGUGAUUUUCGUUACUUCCCGUUUGGGUCCGGCAGAAGAAACUGUGCAGGUAUAUCUAUGGCAGAAAGAAUGGUAAUGUAUUUGCUUGCUACACUUUUGCAUUCCUUCGAUUGGAAAUUGAAAGAAGGUAAGAAAAUUGAAAUUGAGGAGAAAUUUGGGAUUGUUUUGAAGAUGAAGAAGCCUCUUGUUCUCAUCCCAACGCCUAGACUAUCAAACCCUACUCUGUAUCGGUAAGCAAAAUUUGCUUUUACUUCUGCCAUUGUUGUUCCUAACUCAAAGCUUGCAAAUUAUGUUUCCUCUCAUACUAAUAAGUGCACGUGUAUUCUCAUUAUAAAUAAAAGGUAAAUCAUACUUUUUCUUUCAGGCAUGAGAA
This is a messenger RNA of Benincasa hispida (wax gourd), 1745 nucleotides long. RefSeq names its product flavonoid 3'-monooxygenase CYP75B137-like. Gene Ontology annotation, molecular function: iron ion binding; oxidoreductase activity, acting on paired donors, with incorporation or reduction of molecular oxygen; monooxygenase activity. Lineage: Eukaryota; Viridiplantae; Streptophyta; Magnoliopsida; Cucurbitales; Cucurbitaceae. The record is from RefSeq and is a predicted model, not a curated record.